Messenger RNA from Botrytis fragariae, 6807 nucleotides. RefSeq names its product putative n-acetylmuramoyl-l-alanine amidase. The transcript has a single exon. The coding region runs from base 1 to 6807 and encodes 2268 amino acids. The record is from RefSeq and is a predicted model, not a curated record. Lineage: Eukaryota; Fungi; Ascomycota; Leotiomycetes; Helotiales; Sclerotiniaceae.
AUGCGCUGCAAAGGCAAUACCCUCAUCGCGGUUGCUGGACUUGCUUCCACUGCCAGUGCCCAUUUCGAAAAGCCAUCUAUUCAUCAUCCGUCUGCUGUUAUCCCAUCAAUCACCACAGGCAACUCAGUUUCGACCCACUCAUCCCACCUACCUCCAACUCAUACACCUGGCUUAUAUUCGAUCCACUGGUCCAAUGCAAGCCCUGUUGAAACUUCCGCUUUCCAUUCGAGUGUGACUUCUGCUUCAGUUCACCCAUCAAAGUCGGUUUCGACUCACUCAACCGAUACUGUCCCUGUAAUAGGUUCGAGUCUACACUCUAGUGUAGCUUCUGUUUCAAGUCACUCGUCCAAAGUGCUGCCGAUUCGCUCCUCACACUUGGCUUCGGUUCACUCAUUGAAGACUGCCCCCAUAAGUUCGAGUGCCCAUUCCAGUGUAGCUGCUGUCUCGAGCCAUUCAUCCAGCUUACCGUUGAUUCACCCAUACUUAUCUUCAACUCAUUCGUCCAAUGUUGUUCCGGUCAAAACUUCAACUCCUCAUUCUAGUGUAGGAACUGCUCAUCCAUCCAAAUUGCCGUCGAUUCAUUCAUCAUUGGCUUCGAGUCACUUGUCCAGCGAGCCUUGGACUCAUCUAUCGAAUGUCCCCCAUGUUGAAACUUCUACUGGUCAUUCUAGCAAAGAUUUGAUUCACACUUCCCUGGCUCAUCAUUCCAAUACGGGCCAUAGCAAAAGUUCUGCUGGCCAUUCUAGCAAAGCUUCGGCUCAUACUUCCUUGGCUUUCAGUGAUCAUUUUCAUGCGAUCCCUAGUUCAAGUUCUGCCGCUCAUUCAAGUAAGGCUCCAGUUUACGCAUCCUUACCUUCGAGUCAUACAAGUUUAAUCUCAAGUCAUCACUUCAACACAAUCCACAGUAUAAUUUCUGCUAGUCAUUCUAGUAAAGCUCUGACUCAGACUUCUAAGUCUUCGAGCCACUCAGUCUCAACUUCGAGUCAUCACUCGCAAGCUACUACUAAAAAGAACUCCAUUAGUCACUCCAGUGUCACUCCGGCUCACAAGACUAUACCUUCGAGUCACUUUUCCAACUUAGCUUCAAGUCACCAGACGGAUACUAUUACUAGUAAACAUACUGUUGGCUAUUCCAACGUCGCUCCGAUUCAUACACCCUUGAGUUCCAGUCACUCAACCUUAACUUCGAGUCAUCAUUCCAAUGCGGGCCAUGUUUCAACUCCUAGUCAUUCUGGUGUGGUUUCGAUUCACUCAUCUCAUGCGGAACCUGUUGCAACUUCUAGCCAUACCAGCGUAGCUCCGACUCAUACUUCCUUAGCUUCCAAACACUCCACCUUAACUUCGAGCCACUUAUCCAACUUCGCAUCGAGUCAUCACUCUGAUGCGAGCCAUGUUGCAACUGCGAGUCAUUCUGGUUCGGUUCCGGUUCACAUGUCUUUGGCUUCGAGUCACUCGUCCUAUGCAGAAUCCAUUGCAACUUCUCGCCAUUCUGGUGUAGUUUCGAUUCACUCGUCUCAUACAGACUCUAUUACAACUUCUAGUCAUGCUAGUAUAGCCUCAGAACACUCAUCUCAUGCGGGUUCUGUUGCGACUUCUAGUCAUACCAGUGCAGCUUCCGAACAUUCAGCUCUCCACUCAUCCCACUUGGCCUCCAGUUCCACUGUUCAUUCGGUGUAUCCAUCUAAUGUGGCCUCGGCUCAUCAUACCAACCUCGCUUCGAGCCAUUCAUCUCAUAUCGUCCAUAAUACAAUUUCCGUUAUCCAUUCCAGUGUAGCUCCGGUGCCUCAAUCAACCUUGACCUCCUCUCUUCAUUCUAUUACGGAUUCUGCGCAUCCAUCUCAACAAACCUCUGCUAUCCAUUCUAGUAUAAAUUCGGCUCAUGUAUCCAGCUUGGCCUCUCUUCAUUCCAGUGUAUCUUCCGCGCAUAAAUCCAGCUUUACUUCCGUUUUACAUUCUAGCACGGCUUCUACGCAUUUAUCCAAUCAAGCUUCUACUGUUCAUUCUAGUGUGGCUUCGAUACAUCCAUCCAGCUCAAUUUCCGCUUCACAUUCUAUUGUAUCUUCGGUUCAUUUCAGUUUAACCUCAGUGCAUUCAUCCAGCCUAAGCUCUGCUAUUCAUUCUAGUGGACCAUCAAUUCAUUCAACUGAGCCAUCGGUUCAUCCAUCAAGCCUAGCUUCUGCUUUACAUUCUAGUACGACUUCUGUUCAUUCUGGUGGAUUAUCGGUUUAUCCAUGGAACUCGGCCUCUCUCCAAGCUAGUACGGCUUCUGCUCAUUCUAGCAUACAUUCGGUCUAUUCCAGUGAACCAUUAGUUCAUUCAUCAAGCUCGAACUCUUUACAUUCUAGUAUAGCUUCGAUUCGUUCCAGUACACAGUCGGUUCACCCAUCAAAGACGGCUUCUCAUCAUUCUAGUGGGCAGUCGGUUCAUCCAUCAAGCUCGAACUCUUUCCAUUCUAGUAUAGCUUCAGAUCAUUCCAGUGAACCAUCGGUUCGUCCAUCAAGCUCGGUGCUUCUUCAUUAUGGUGCACCGUCGGUUCAUCCAUCAGCCUCAACUUCGGCUGUUCAUACAAGUUUAUCAACUUCGGGUUUGCCAUCCAAUAUGAUACCAGAGGAAUCUUCAGUUCAUUCAUCCAGUUAUGUUCCUGUUAAAACCUCCACUCUUCAUCAUGUAACUUCGGACUUGCCAUCGUAUACUGUUCCAAAAGUCUCUUCAAAAGAAAUUUCUAGCACACCAAGAGUUUCUUCUGUCAUGACCUCAAUCCCUGCCCCAACUUCUACUCAUUCAUCUGAUAUUGCUACAGGACUUUCUUCGACUAUAAAGUCAUCGAUUACUAACCCAGGUUACAUUCACUCAUCCAGCGUAGAAUCACUACACACAACCCUGGCCUCCUCUCUAUCAUCCAGCUGGGUGCCAGCCAUCUCUUCCGCUCAUGAUUCCUCCGCUCAUGCUCCCUCUGAUCACGGUCCGUCUGCUUAUGGUCCUUCCACUUCUGGUCCUUCCACUCCUAAACUUACUACUCCGAGUACCAGUAUGUCAGUGCCAGUCGACUCUGUACCAACUUCAUGGUCAUCAAGUGUUAUCACUUCUCAAACCAGUUCUGUCUCAAUGUACAUCAAGCCACAAACUUCAAAGUCAAGUAUUAUUAAUUAUGGCCCUACCGAAACCGGCGGAUCCGUGCCAAAUGAUGUUACUUCAAAAUCUUCUACCAUUUUCUCAAUCUCUUUAUCUAGUCAAAGCAGUAUUGAACCUGUCGGAUCCACAAAGACAGAUGGAUGGGCUUCGUAUACAUACUCCUCAUCGCCCAGCAAGACUACGAGUGAAAUUGAGAAUGAGAAAUCCAAAACUGCCCCUUCAUCAAGUAUUUCGGCAUCUAAUGGAGCCUCUCAAUAUGGAUCAACUACUUCCGACUCAUCUCCAAGUGCUUCGGCCAAAUCAACAGAAACCGAUAGCACAAUCGCAACUGGAAUUUCUUCUACCUCAUUCAACUCUUCGGUCUCCAAAGCCCCUCAUGCCUCAACCUUCUCAUCGAUUCCAAUGUAUUCUACUCCAUCUAUCGAUUCUUCGAAAUCUAAAUGGACUCAUACUACAACUGCAAUUGGAGCAUCUUCCACCCUAUCAAGUGGAAGCUCGUCUAUUCUAUCUGAUUCUUCUACACUUGGAGUCUCUUCUGAUGCCCCAUCAACGACAAAAUCGCUCAGCCACAAGACUACCAAUGGCGCAUCAGAUAUUAUUGAAUCACACAGUCACCGACCUACUGAUGCCCCAUCAACACAAUCAUUCAAUCACAAGACUACAAAUGUCCUAUCAAGUCUUGUUGAAUCACACAGUCACCAAGCCACGAAUAUCCCAUCAUCAAAACAACCGGUCCAUCACAAAACUACCGAUGCUCUAUCAAGUGUUGUGCAAUCACACAGUGACCAGACUACCCACGUUCCAUCGACACAAUCAUCCAAUCACCAUGAUACCGAUGUCCCAUCAAGUGUUGUUGAACAACCAUCUGUAACUCGAGGACAUCAAAGUGUAUCGGUAACUUCAGCCGCUACCUCAUCAUAUACCGAUGUUAAUACCUUUAAAUCAGGUGAAACUCUAUCCAGCUCAAACUCUAUUGGUGCAAGUUCUUCAAACACACAUACUUUCCCGGUAUCUGUCUCAACUGCUCCAUCAUCCGGAUCAUCCUUCCCAGGAUCAGCAGCUACCACUGUGCCCUCUUCUGGUUCAACCAGUGCAUCUAGUAUUUUGGGAUAUGGAGCUGGAAUUCCUUCUACACUAUCCACCUCUCCUGAUAGAGCUUCUUCAACCUUAUCCAGCUCUUCUCAUAGAACUACUCAUGCUCCAAUACUCUCACCUAUUCAUGAAUUUCCACCCACUUCAUCGACCCAUAGAGGUCCAUGUAUAGCCAGUCAUGGAGGUCCAUGUGUGCCAUUCAUUCAUGGAGGCCCAUACACCUCCUUGGCACAUGAUACUCCUUCAACAAAUGGUAUCUAUUCAACGGAUGUUGUCUCUUCGAUGACACACAGUGUAACUUCAGAACAUGGUAUUCAUUCAACAAUACACAGUGUGUCUUCUGCAGAUAGCGUAUCCUCCACACUUUCUUCCGCACACAGUGCCUCUUGGACGCAUAGUGCUUCUUACACACAUGGUGUAUCUUCAACACACAUUGCCUCUUCGGAGUAUGAUAUCCAUUCCACGUAUAGUGCUUCUUCGAAACAUGCUUCUACCCAUAGUGUCUUUUCUACACACGAUUACCCUUCGAAAACACACAGUGCCUCUUUCACACAUAGUACCCCUUCGAUACACAGUAUCUCUUUGACGCAUGAUUCCAUACAUAGUGUAUCUUCCACAAAUGGCAACCCUGCCACGCAUACUUCCACGCAUGAUAUCCCUUCGACACACGAUAUUUCUUCGGCGCACAGCAUGUCUUCAACACAUAAGAUUUCUUCCUCUGAAUCAACUUUAUCUAUACCUUCCGCUUCUUCCACUCACGAAAUACCUGUUUCAUCUACUCAUAACGGUCCAUGUAUAUCAUCUGUCUAUGGAGGUUCAUGUAGCCCAUCAAUUUUUACCGUUACUUCCACCCUAGUAACCUUCUCUGGACCUUCCGCUUCUUCUGUUCACGAGAUUCCACCCAUUCCAUCUACCCAUGGUAGUUCAUGUAUUCCACAUAUUCAUGGAGGCUCAUGUACCAAAUCUGUUCAUGAGAUCUCUUCUGCUCCAUCAACUACACCUGCGUCUUCCGCCUCUUCUAUCCACGAAGUACCACCCACUCCAUCUGACCAUGGUAAUUCAUGUAUUCCACAUAUCCAUGGAGGCUCAUGCACUCAAUCGAUUCAAGUUACUUCGACUUUAUCCAAACCUUCAACCUCUUCUAUCCAUGAAGCCCCACCUGUCUGGUCUACACAUCAAUCUUCAUGCACCCCUGACAUCCAUGGAGGUUCAUGCACCCAAACCAUUCAUAGUAGUUAUUCUACUCCCUCAACUUUAUCGAAGCCUUCCACCUCUUCUAUCCAUGAAAACUCGCCUGUUUCAUCUACCCAUGAAGUUUCAUGCAUCCCACAUGUCCAUGGAGGUUCAUGCACCAAGUCUACCCAUGAUUCUUUUUCUACUCCAUCAAAUUUACCCAAACCUUCAAUCUCUUCUAUUCAUGAAGUCCCACCUGUCUCUACACAUGGAAGUUCAUCCACCCAUCAAGACUCAUGCAUCCCUCACAUCCAUGGAGGUUCAUGUGCUGAGUCCACACAUAGUCUUUCUUCUACCCCGUCAACUUUAUCGAAACCUCCCACUUCUUCCAUCCAUGAAGUCACAACCGUUUCAUCUACCCAUGAAAGUUCACCUCCUCAGUAUGGUCCAUGCAUCCCUCACAUCCAUGGAGAUUCAUGCACCAAGUCCUCCAUUACUCCAUACCAAAGCUCGUUCACCACUUCGUUAUCGGCCCCCGCCAGUUUCAAAACUACCUCCGCACUACCAUCUACAUACACUGUAAAAUCAGGAGAUGUUCUUUUCAGUGUCGCUCAAAAUAAUGGAAUCCCAUUGGCUACUCUUGAGGCUUUGAAUCCACAAAUAGCAGACCCAGAUUUACUACAACCUGGACAGGUUAUCAACCUCAAAGCUCAUACCCCAUCCUCACCAAGUACAUAUACUGUCAGGCAAGGAGAUAGUCUGUAUAACAUAUGCAAAGGAUUAGGGUUUUCACUGGCUGAACUUGAAGCCGCAAACCCACAAAUUUCUAACUUUGAAUUGAUUCAACCUGGACAAGUGAUCAAACUCCCCUCCAAUGGCGCUACCGUUAUCGUAAAGCCAGGAGAUACUCUCAGUUCUUUGGCCGCCGCAAACAAAGUUUCAAUCCAAGCCCUGGAAGCCGCCAAUCCAGGUAUCCAUGACUAUAAUUCCAUUGCCCCAGGUCAAACCAUCAAUUUCCCACCCAGCAAUGUUGCCCACGGCAAAGAACAUAAACACGUCGUCAAACCAGGAGAUACACUCACUGAUAUCGCCAACACCAACGGAAUUACUCUAGCCGAUUUGAAAGCUGCCAAUCCAAACAUCAUCAUGGUCAACUCACUCUUGCCUGGCGAGACUGUGAAAAUUCCCAGUACCGGUGGAGAUGACCAUAAAACUUACACUGUUAAAGCAAAAGAUACCUUGUUUGAUUUGGCGCAUAAAUUUGGAGUUUCCCUGAAAGAUCUUGAGCAUGCCAAUUCACAUAUCCAGGAUUUUGAACAGAUCAAACCAGGAGACGUCAUUAAUGUUCCUGAGCACAAGCCAAAGUCAAAGAGAAGACUUAACAGUGUUAAGUUCAGAUCUUUAUUUUAG